Molecule: messenger RNA, 495 nt
Organism: Dictyostelium purpureum
Lineage: Eukaryota; Evosea; Eumycetozoa; Dictyosteliales; Dictyosteliaceae
Exons: 3
Coding region: 1-495 (164 amino acids)
Biological process (GO): translation
Cellular component (GO): ribosome; mitochondrion
Molecular function (GO): RNA binding; structural constituent of ribosome
Source: RefSeq, a predicted model, not a curated record
AUGUCAUUGUUUGGUGGAAAAACAUUCAAAAAUGGAAUUUAUUUAAUUCCAAAAUGGAAAUAUAUUAAAGGUGAUAAAGUUGAAAUUAUUUCAGGUAGAGAUAAAGGUAAACAAGGUAUUAUUAAAUCAGUAAAUAGAAAACACAACAAUUUAAUUGUUGAAGGUUUAAAAUUAAUUAAAAAACACACCAAACCCACCAAAACACAAAGACAAACCGCUUUUACCAAAGAAGCCCCAAUUCAUUAUUCAAAUGUUUCACAUAUUGAUCCAAAAUACAGUACCCCAUGUAAAGUUAGAUUUCAAUUAAUUAAUGGUGUUAGAGAAAGAGUUUCAAGGGCCACCAAUACAAUUGUUCAAAAACCAGAUUUCACCCAAAAAUUCAAAAAAUGGAGAAAAGAUAACACUGAUGGUGUUUAUGAUACUGUCCCUGAAGUUGCCAAUAAGAAAACAUUUAAUGGUAUUAUUGAUUCAAUUUUCCCAUUCAAGACUUAUUAA